This is a messenger RNA of Archocentrus centrarchus (flier cichlid), 1660 nucleotides long. RefSeq names its product alpha and gamma adaptin binding protein (gene aagab). The record is from RefSeq and is a predicted model, not a curated record. NCBI's taxonomy places the organism in Eukaryota, Metazoa, Chordata, Actinopteri, Cichliformes, Cichlidae. The transcript is spliced from 10 exons. The coding region runs from base 94 to 1059 and encodes 321 amino acids.
AAGAGACCGGUCAGAGUUGAAAGGUUUCCCAAGUUCUCCGUUGUCGCGCUAAGCUAAUAGCUGAAGAAGCUUUCUCUCUAAUUAAUUAUUAAAAUGUCAGCUACAGAAGAAAACACAGAGAUGGCUACCCCGUGUGUGCUUGUCACUAGCUGUGACAGUGAGUUUAAAGAAGAAGAAUUGAUAAAACAAAUUCUCAGUGCGAAGACUUUGCCUGAGCCGACGAAGCGAGAGGAACCAGUGGCCUGGUACCCUUGGACCAUCAACAACAAAUACUAUACAGCAGAUGUCAGGCUGUGUGUUGUACCAAGCACUUUUCACAUGUCAUCAGAGAUUGCUCAGUCCAUGCAGGCUUUCAUCGCUUAUUUUGACAGCAAAGCGAAAGAUGGGCUGCAAAAGCUACAGCCUUGGAUAUCGGUGGUGGAAGAUCUUGCACCAGAGGUGCUCAUUCUGGUCUGUGACAGAGUCUGUGAACAUGGGGUCACUAGACAUGAAGCACAGCAGUGGUGUUUGGCUCAUGCAUUUGAGCUGGUAGAGCUAAAUCCUCAGGAGCUGCCAGAUGAGGAUGAUGAUUUUCCAGAAUCCACAGGAGUAAAGAGAAUUGUUCAGGCUCUCAAUGCAAAUGUGUGGUCCAGCGUGGAGAUGAAGGAUGGGCACAAUCAGGGCUUUGGUCUGAUGAGCAGUUUGGUGGCUUCCAGACAUAACAUCCCACGCAACUGCCAAGAUCCACCAUCUUCCAGUUUACCAGUAGAGGGCACUAUUAACAAUGAGGAGGCCAACCAUACAGAAAGUGGGACAAAUGCAAACACACAGGAAGACACAGUAGUUGAUGCAAUGACUGAUUUGGACAUUCAGGAGCUUGCCAAUCUCACGACUGGAGAUGCAGAUGCAGAUAACUUUGAGCGCCUUUUUACCAAAUUAAAGGAGAUGAAAGACAAAGCGUCUUCAUUACCGCACGAGCAGAGAAAAGUUCAUGCGGAAAAGGUGGCAAAAGCAUUUUGGAUGGCCAUUGGUGGUGACGAUGAUGAGAUAGAUGGGUUAUCAUCAGGAGAGGAAAGCUAAAAGUAGCUACCUGUAACUUGGUCUCCUUUCACCUGAACCUCCUGUUUUUCUUGGGGCUUCCACAAGAUUCAGCAGCCCAGGACAUCCUGCUUGCACUUGGAAAGUGGAGAUGCUUACAGAUGACACUGUAAGCACUAGUAUAUUUAGAAACUGUGGACUCUUAAAAUGAAAUGAUGUCCUGGGAAAACCAGAUGGGAUUUCCUGAUUGGAGGAGAAGCUAAUGAGUGGCCCUGAUCCUAAGUCUACUCCCCUGGGUUCCUCACUAUGCUUUAGCCCUAAGUGAACCUCAACAUAUGAUUGUGUUGAUGGUGGAAAAACAUGAAAUUAAAGUAUGUGGUUUGUGUAUUUGUCUUUAAGUACCGUUGAUGCAUAUACUUUAAAGGUAAAUAAUGUGCCUUAUCCUUAAAAGACAUUUAACGCACACUGGAAUAAAUCAACACAAAAUCUUGGGAUUUUUAAUGUUUUGUUUUUGUAGUGAUCAUGGCUUAUUUGCUGUGAAUACUGUCACAUUACAUUGGUGCACAAUGUCUAUUCAACUCAUGUAAAAGAAACACUUAUUCUGCAUUGGAGUAGCUCUGCAAUAAAUAAGGAAUAAUUUGGA